Molecule: messenger RNA, 5549 nt
Organism: Anneissia japonica
Lineage: Eukaryota; Metazoa; Echinodermata; Crinoidea; Comatulida; Comatulidae
Exons: 20
Coding region: 2690-5434 (914 amino acids)
Biological process (GO): cell-cell signaling; cell fate specification; smoothened signaling pathway
Molecular function (GO): patched binding; calcium ion binding
Source: RefSeq, a predicted model, not a curated record
UACUAUUGUUGCUGCAAUGUCGUUAACUUCAGUGCAUUAUUCUGUCAUUCUCUUGAUUGCUGUGAGUCAUGUUUGUUGCCAGACAGCCGUCAACAAGACUGGUCUAAUCUGUGACAGUACUGAUCCACUGUUACUGUGUGAUGUGGAUAAUUUGCUAACAGAAGAAAAAUCGAAUCAACUGGAAGCUUCCAUCAGUAAGGUGAACAAUGGCUCAGUAUGUGUUUGUAAUAAUUGCACCGAACAGCAUGCAGGAUAUGUAAUAGGAGUGGCAAUCGUUUCAGAGCUUGACAGUGAGGAAGAUGGUUUAACUUUUGCUGAGAAUUUAAGACAUGAAUGGCUUUUUAGUAGAACAUCAUGUGAUGAUAGUAUACUGCUAUUGUAUUCAUUUAAUGAUGGCAAGCUGUUUAUUGUCAUGGGACACCCAUUAGAAAAAAGAAUAUCAAACUCAACGAUAGAUCAGAUACAUCAAGAUUGUGAUGCGGUUGACUCAGUGGUGGAUUGUCUGGAAAUGGCUGUGGUAAAGCUCGAUGAAGCAGUCACUGAGGCAAUCAAGGAGGAGGAGACCCCUGAUGAUAACCUAAUCUGGGGUAUCCUUGGAUUUGUCACCAUUGUUACAAUAUUAGGUUUUCAUUAUUAUAUCAAAUAUUGAAAAGGUACACUUUUAAUUUUUGUUUCCAGGAUUGCUUAGAAAUGGUGUCAUAAUAUCUGAAAAAUAAGUGAUUGAUCAUGAUUAUAUGUAAUAUUUAUAAUUUAUUUAUAUUUUGGCGGUGUAAAUUAAAACAAAAAAUAUGCAAGGAAACUUUAUACAUUGUGAAGAAAACGGUGAAUAAUAAAAAAAAAUGUCUUUCAUAAUUAGUAGACUAUAUUGUAUUAUAUAACACAAUAUAGAAAAAACUUCCAUCCAUUAGUGUAAGUAAACCCACCUAAUUUUGUUUGGAAGAUUUAAGGAAAGAUUUAAAGGUCAGUCUUACUGCAAUAGUUUGUUGUAUUAUGAAAUGUUAGUAGAGUGGUACAUGACUUUUAUGCAUAGGGACUAAAAUUAUUUUCACAAAGUUUUGUUUUUGGUCCACUUGAUAGGUAUAAAACAUUAACAAUUUCACAUCCCUUAAAUAUUUUAUUGUUUUUUAGUAAUAUAAUUUUUAAUAAUAAUAUGUUUGACUUUUAGUCAAUAAUUAUGGGAUAUAUUGAUGCUUUACAUGUAUAAUGGAUAAGAGAGAGAUCUAUUUUAUAUCUAGUGUACAAUGUUUAUUAACAAUGGUUCUGAUACUUUUUAAUGUAUUGUUCUGUAUUGACAGCACUAUUGCAGAGGUGGUUAAAAGACUGCAUAUUGUACGGUAUUUCAAUUCACUGCUGUUAAUAUAGCAGGUGCUUAUAUAAAAACUAUUAAUGAUAGUGGUGAUGGGGUUUGUAGAAAUAAGUAAAACAAUAAUAAUAAGUAAGUUAACCCCAUAAUUUAUUUUAUAUGAGAUUUUUUGGUGAAAUAUACAAUAGUAUAUAAUAUAUUAUAUUCCAGUACUGUAAUUUUAUAUUAUACUGGUAUUAAAAAUACACUGGAUUGUGAAUGAAAGUGAUAACAAAAAUGAAUGAACUACUAAUUUUAUUCCAUUGUUUGGUUUAACUUUCAUGUUGACAAUGAUGACAGUGACGACCAUGACGGUUACAACAAUGACAUUGACGGUGAAGGCCAGCCAUAAUAAGUGCUUAUUGCAAUGAUGAUCAUGGCAAUGUAAUGUAAGGGAAUUUAUAUUGUGCUUUAUACAGAGGUCUUGGGAUGUUGACUAGCUUGCACAGUAACUUCCUUCUCCCUUAGGGUCUGAGGUCAGCUGCAAGCCGGUGCCAGCGACUCUCAACUGUCGACAACAGGGGCUGCAUGGAUCAGUUCACCAGGAUAAUAAUAAUGGCCUCUACUCGUCUUGAAAGAUGUAUUGGGUUUUUUAAAAAUGCGAAUGAACUUAUCCAAGAAUUAUUAUUCCACCAUAUAUGAAAUACAGUGCUGUGUACUUGGUCGCACCCCAGCCUUAACCACUCUGCCAGUCGACACAAUGGUGAUGAUAUUGAUGAUGAUGACGAUUAUUUAAACAAACAAACAAACAACAUAAUUAAAGAAGCCCUUCUUAUGACUUAGUAACCCUAUAGAAAAUAUUGACAUUUGCUUGUAAUGCCUGGUUUAUUUCCACCCUGUAAUUGCUAACUUUAGCCAACUCAUGUUAGUAUUAUAAAUUUGACCCCUCUUAAAAAAAGAUAAUACUAUUUGAUUUGACCUAAUAAAUAACAUUGAUACAGUACAUGGGAUCUUGCAGAAAAAUAUGUAUUUGAGUUAUACUAGUUGAUAAUUUGCAUUAAUAGGUCGAAUACGAACCUUUUGUUCGUUUGUGGCGUUAAUGAAAUACACAGAAUCAUUUAGAAAAAAAAUAUUUACACUAAUCAGAAUGCUGUCGAUUUAUAUUAAAUAUAAAGUUUAGGUAAGAGCAGGUAUUUACAAUACUCUAUGCCGAUUGUAAUCUAUCGAUAAGCAAACAAAUUAUCUCUGACAACCUUUGAGCUAACAUCUGUAGACAUCAAAAUUGAUAAAUCUGUACAGUACACAAUUAGAGCUGCUGUUAUUUCCCGCAGUAGGCUCGCCUGUCAUGAAACAAAUUGUUGCAGGUUUUAUAAAUACAGCACAAUUAUUCACCCAAGUUGGGUAAGAAUGGGGAAGAUUAUUGGAUUACUACUGCUGUUAGGAUCGAUAUGUAGAUGUUCUGCAGGUGUUGCAUUCCCGAGCGGUAUAGUAUUUGAGCCCGUCAAUUUCACUGACGUCACUGAGGAAAACUUGCGUUACUAUGCUGAUCAGAAGAAUACGGGAACGGAACUGUUCUUGACUUCAGAACACAUAUCCAAGAAGCUAUCCCUAAGCUUGAAAGUUUCGGAUUUUGUGGACACAAGUAGUCUCUACUUCAGGGCUCAUCCAAAGAUGUUUGAAUGCCUUCAAAAAGUGAAUACUAAUAUGUCAGAAUCAGGAAAGAUUAGAAUUGUAAACGGAUACAAACCAGACGGACUGAUCACCGAAAGGAAUGAUCAAAACCGUUACAUAGCAUCAGGAGCUGGUUGUGACUUCAAAGUUGAGGAUUUCAGUGGAUUCAGCUUAUCCAUGCAUAACGUUGCGGACGUUGUUAUUCAACUGUGUGUUCCAAUAUUCCAGAAAAUUAACAGAGACAUCGGAAUAGCAGUAAUGGACGACCGAGUGCACUUACACAUCCGAGGUGCAGAAGACGGUGAACCGUAUUUUAGUGUCCAGGAUGGUUCCAUGACAGAUGGUGAAUUCAAAGAACACGCCUUAGAUGUUAUCGAUAAAGCUUAUGAUCCUGUCAAAUUUCCAUCAACGUGCUCUGUGGAUCCAUUUACAUCUGGAGAGACUUAUCCAGAUCACGUCACGUCGGCAGAGGAAGCAGUUGGAAAAGUGGAUUAUCCAAUCAGAAGAAACGACACUGAAGAGUUUAAAAAAUUGGUACAGUAUCCAGCUCGUCUUAUUGAUUUCGAGAACUCAGAACAUUCAUCCGCUUGGUGUGGACUAAACACUCGCAGUUGCAUUGAUUGCAGGCAAACUAUACACGGAUCAACAUUAUCUUCAAGAUGUUCAGAUCGUACAAUGACUGCUAGGCUGAUGAGUGUGCUGCAGAAAGUACAAAAGAUGACAUCAAACGCGUUUACUGGAGAAAAGCUAGUUGUAAUGGAAGCCUGGGAUGAAGCAUACGCUGAUGCGCCAGAGCUCAAUGGUGAUAAUCCAGAGGGCUCACUACAUUAUGAAGGUCGAGCUGCGACCGUCAGACUAUCAGGAGGAGAUGCAGCGAGACUUAGUCACGUGGCCUCGUUUGCAAGAUGCAGUGGUGCCGAUUACGUAAAACAUAAUGGUGAUCAUAUCUUCAUCGCAGUACAGAAGCAGGCUGGAUCUGUUGCUAAGAAAGUCCAGUUUCCAAGCAAUCAGCUGAUUGUUGUAGCGCCGCCAAAUUCACAGUUACCCCAUCAUGAACUUCCAGUCAGAUUCCAGGCUUAUGGAGAUGAGACGAUGCCAUUGUUUGACAGUGAUCAUCAGAUGGAUAAGCUAGUUUCUCUAGAUUCUCCAUUGUCAAACUUUGUUUCCAUGGAAUCGCGGUACCUUCGUUUGAAUCCACUGCUGACAAGAUGUUACCAAGCACUGAUCACCAAAGAAAAUAAAUGGCGAGAAGGUAAACCAGCUAUUAAUAUACAAGUUCUGUGGUCCUACCUAACCAGCACUCAGCGUGAUUCAAUGUUAGGCACGGAGGACCCACGUUAUGAAACUCCAACACUCGGUCGUGCAAUGCAAGUUAUGUAUGAUGCAGCUACUGUGGACGAUUCCAAAAGCUUUACUACAAGGCGUCUUUCUAACCUGAUAGCCCAUCAGUGCGGACCCAUAUUUCAAACGCCCGGUUAUCAGAUUGGCAUUGGAUUGUACACCGAUUCAGUAUUUGUCGAUUUAAGAAGCUCGUUCAAAGCUUGGGUUGAAGAUGAAGAACUUCUGAGUGAGGAGACAGAAGAGGAAUUCGCUCAAGAUCUCAGAGACAGAACUAAAGCUGCUUUAGAGAGCCGUUUAAUUGAUCCGGACGACAAGGAAACUGCCUGCAAGUCUACAGUAAAACCCCAGAAACAGUCGAUCGAAUUUCAUCACACAUUUCCAGAGUUAUGGUCAACAUUCACUCCUGUAAACCCCGGUGAUUGUCAACCAAUGGUAAAUACUGAAUUUUGCAAGGAAACCAAGAAUCACCGAGAAGAAGAGGUUAACAGAUUAUGGACUGAGAUUACACGAAAGCAUCUGUAUCGCGCUAAGAACGAUGUGAAAAAUGCUCUCGAAGGAUGCUUCGGUGAUUGCAGCACUUGUGAAGAAGGUGUCUACUACGAAUCUAAAAUUGAAAACUGUAACAACCUUCUGCACUGGAUACCGUUUGAGUUUCUCGAGGAGCGAGAUAAAUCAAAUUUUUACGCUCGGGAAAAUGAAGAAAUGAAGGCAUACGCCUGCCAGGAACAUUGCAUUGAUAGUUCCCCGCUGUUUUCCUUAUUUGCUCCUUCGGUAGAAGCCGAUUUUCGGUUUGAUCCAAAGAAAAGUGCCAAGCAAGAUCUUUACACAACAAAUGAAAACCCACUUCCAGUCAACGACUUGAUGUACAAACUAUAUGCACUUUACUCGAAAGGAACUGUAAAGUUCUGGAUACUGGAUGAAACCGAACUUUUAACCCUUAAAAACCCACUACAGGUACUUAUGGUCUACAAUAAGGAUGUUACUGACAUAGAGAUAAAUGUCGCAGCAACUGUCAACAUGAAUAGCGUAAUCAAUGUAAUGAAAAGUCUUAUCAUGGAUUGGUCUACCACUGGGUGUCCUGACUAUUCUCGUGAAUCUAUGCCGCCUUUCUCUGUACGUGGCAUUACCAAUCAACUAUAAUAGCCACAUUUUAGCUGCCUCGAAUAACUCAUGUGAUAUAGAUUGCUGUGUUAUACUUACUUUACGUAUCCAUAAAAUUCGGUACACGCCAUCGCCGACUCCUUUGGCAACGCUG